UUUUAUUGCAAUUUUCGCACUAUCAUGCUGAGAGCUGCCGUGUCGACUGUCCUUUGCUCGGGAGCACCUCUGGCGCGGCUCGCUCCGUCUCGUGUCGCUGCGAUGGCCGGCUUGGCUCCGCUCGCUGCAGCAGCAGCAGCAGCAGCAGGUCGUCGUGCGCCGACUCGCGUCGCUGCUGCCGUGGCUGCCGCACCGUUCUCGACGCUGCUGAGCGGACAUGCAGCGCAUCGCAAGGCUCCGUCACCGACAGAGGAGUCGCCCGAGUCGGCGGCCGCCGAGUCGAGCAAGCCUCCACGCGCCUCGGCCAAGGCGUCGCGCGCCUCAAAGGCGACCAAAGCCGCAGAGGAUGUCAGUGCAUCAUCAUCUGAAAGUACUGCUACUUCUGCCACGGCAGAUGCCCCAUCGCCGAAAAAAGCCACGCGCACGCGCAAGGCAAAAGAGACGAGCGCGGCGACUGAGCCCUCUGCCGAGGCACCCAAGGCACGCAGCAGCGCCAGCACUGCGAGCAAGACGUCCGGCGAUGCAUCCACCUCCCUUCCAUCCAACGGCGAGAAUGGCGGCAAGCACGGAAAGGCACCUACUUUUGUCAACGUCUCUGUUGAUACUCACAACAACAUGAUCUCCAUUCAAGCUGGCGGCUCUGAGCAAGUGUUGUUUAGCACGCUGUGGCUUCGUGAUCACUGCAGAUGCAGCGACUGCUACAACUCGCAGACCAACCAGCGGUCGCUGGACACGUACAAACUGCCCCCGAGCCUUCUGCCAGAAAGCAUUCGCGUUGUCGACGGAGCCAAAGUCGUCAUCCAGUGGCCUGCAAUCGACCCUGCUCGUCUGAGCGAAUGGGCAGUCAUUGACAACCCCGGAUCGCUUGUUGACAGCUCUCGCAGACCCGCGGUCAGCUCGUAUCCUGCGCCCGAGCAUGCUGCGCACACCUCCACUUAUGACGUCAACUGGCUGCUCCAAUUCCGACACAACAAUUCCGUGGAGUUGACGCCUCCAGCGUUUCAAGAGUUUCCCAUUCAGCACUGGGGCAGUGAUCUUGUGCAAGAGUCCGUCACUGUUCCGUUCAAGGAGAUUAUGGAGACGGAAGCAGGCUUGUUCAAGUGGAUGGACAACUUGGCAAAGUUCGGCAUCUCGUUCGCUUCCGGUGUGCCACCGACUGAGGCGGCAUCCGAAGCAUUGUGCCUCAAACUCGGCGUGCUGCGCAACACCAACUACAGCUCUGGCAUGUGGACGCUUCAGCCGAACAUGUCCAAGGAAGACACUGCCUACUCCCACGCUGCCCUCAAGGCCCACACGGACAACACGUACUAUACCGAUCCUUGCGGACUGCAAGUACUGCACUGCAUUGGCUUUGAUGGCCAGCUCGGCCACAACAUUUUUGUCGAUGGCUUCAACGCUGCGUCGCAGCUGAUGCUCACCCAUCCGGGCCAUCUCGCCGUGUUGAGCAAAACGCGCGUGCCGUUCCAGUGGGUUGACAAAAACGAGCAGUUCUACGCGGCUGCGCCCAUCAUCACGCUCAACCCGUACACGGGCGAGCCCUUCCAAAUCCGUCAGAACAAUGACGACCGCGCACCUCUGCUUGUGUCCCCGCACGCCCAACGGUCCUUCUACUAUGCGCUGCACGCCUGGUACAGUCUUUUGCGCGACCCGCGACACGAAUUCAAGACCAUCCUGCGUCCCGGGACGCUUGUCGCGUUCGACAACCACCGCGUCCUGCACGGCCGCGAAAGCUUCACUGGCAACCGCACCGUGGUCGGCUGCUACAUUGGGCGCGAUGAGUUCCGUAGCCGCUACCGCUCCUUGCGAGAUGCCAACGCCGCCAAGCCAUCUGGCGCCAAGCAAGCUUGACAGCGCUGCACUCAUUGGUGUGUUGUCGUGGUGUGUCCCCGCCUGUUGCUCUCGAGUUGCAUUUUUCCCUCCACUUUUCUUUCGGCAAUAAUUACUUCAUGUACAAUGCUCUUGUUUGCCUCUUGUUUGUACCCCCCCUCCCACAUCAAUCCGACCCUCAUUGAUUGAUUGAGUGAA
Molecule: messenger RNA, 2025 nt
Organism: Capsaspora owczarzaki ATCC 30864
Lineage: Eukaryota; Filasterea; Ministeriida; Capsasporidae
Exons: 5
Coding region: 25-1848 (607 amino acids)
Biological process (GO): carnitine biosynthetic process
Cellular component (GO): mitochondrion
Molecular function (GO): oxidoreductase activity
Source: RefSeq, a predicted model, not a curated record